Messenger RNA from Sapajus apella (tufted capuchin), 5273 nucleotides. It is a transcript of the gene GRK7, whose product is annotated as G protein-coupled receptor kinase 7. The transcript has 4 exons. The record is from RefSeq and is a predicted model, not a curated record. Gene Ontology annotation, biological process: regulation of signal transduction; protein phosphorylation; signal transduction. Gene Ontology annotation, molecular function: rhodopsin kinase activity; ATP binding. NCBI's taxonomy places the organism in Eukaryota, Metazoa, Chordata, Mammalia, Primates, Cebidae. Gene Ontology annotation, cellular component: cytoplasm. The coding region runs from base 2263 to 3924 and encodes 553 amino acids.
AAAAAAAAAAAAAAAAAAAAAAAAUGAGUUAUUUAUUCAGAUCUGUUGAUUAGAAAAGAGAUGAUAAGAAAAACUUCCUCUUUUUAAGAAUGACAAAGUUACAUAAAGGUUAAGUCUGUGCUCUCCGAUAAGUAGCCACAUGUGGCUACUUAGCAUUUGAAAUUUGGCUGGUUUGAACUGAAAUAUGUCGUAAGUGUAAUGUACAAACCAGAUUCUGAGAACUCAGGACACACAUACAAAAAAGAAUGUAAAAUUGGCAACUUUUACAUCAAUUACAUGUUGAAAUGACAAUAAUUUGGAUAUACUGAGUGAACUAAAAUAUAACUAUAAAGUUAAUUUGCUUGUUUCGUUUAUCAUUUUAAUGUUGUUAGAAAAAAUUUAAUUAUAUAUGUGACUUCAUAUUUUCUAUUGGACAGUACUGAAUUAAGUGAUUACUUAUGGAUAAAAGAAAGUAUUAGUGUGAGUGGAAUCAAUCAAUUCAUAGCAUACAUGUUCACCAGCGAAAGCAUUUUUUUCCCAAGUGAUAAGCUUAAAUAUCUCUGUGAUAUCAAUGCUACCAUUUUCUCAAAGUGGCACCCUGCUAAGGCUGCCACUACAUUCCUAAGAGCCACGGGAAAAGGCAUUUGCUCCUCUGAAGAAAUUCUCAGACUGAUUUUUCACCACAGGUACUUCCCUGUUCUUUAUAUGUUACCGAUGUGGACCGGGGUAACAUAUAAAGAACAGGAAAGUACCGACAUUUCCCAUGUGGGUUUCAAAGCAGAUGGCAUGGUUGAGAGCAGCGGGCACCAUUCAGAUCGGCCAUCUCCGCGGCAGAGGCAGUUGUCUCCAGCGCAGCGGUGCAAAGCCAAAGGGCACCCACGAGUUCAUUACAUAAUUCCUGGUAGCAUGAGGCCAAGUGUGUAUCUGCUCUGGGGGAACAGUCAGAGGCUCUGACAGUCAGACCGAGGCGGUCAUGACUGUGUUUUCACAAAGUGUAUGCUAGCGGUUGUUUGUUUGGAAAAAGACUGACCAGCUUUUCUUCCCUGUUCCUUUCCCCUCUCUCUUUUUUUCCCUUGUAAACUCUCUGGCAUAAUACUGAAUGACUUUGUUUUUAAGCUGCCUUAGGCUUGCUUUGUGAAGAAAAAGACUGAAUAUCCUUUCCCUGUGGGACACAAGUUGUUAUUUUUGGAGCAGAGGUUCUUAGCCUGAUCUCUGUCUAGAUCAAUUUCUGUCUUGAUGAGGCCAUGGUCCGUGACAGCUCCGAGUGUCCUCCGAGGAGGGAGGCUUCCUCACUUGGUGGGGAGCCUGGGCAAAGAUGUCUAGGGGCCACAUCCGACACUUCACUGCUCUUGGUCUCCACACGAAGGGUCCUGGGCAUUCAGAGUCUGCUCGUUAGAUUGUGCCCUUGGAAUAGUCGCGACCGCAUGCCGUGAGUGGUGUGCUUUCUGUCUUUGGGAUCAUGGAAAAUUCUUGUCUCAUUCAGAGCCCAGACACUCCAGGCCAACUCCCUUCAUCUAUCUAUUUCAGGAAUAUGGCUUUUUCUGCUUAUUCACUUCAUGGUACGUUUUGGGUGGAGAUGACCCCUCUUUUAACCCAGAUCACAGACUCCAGGUCACAGACGCCUCAGAGCUAAGAAAGCUGGAGGAUUUCUGCAGGCUAUUUGGGAUGCAUCUGCCUUGGCCAACACUGGAGACUCAUCGGGCUUCUAGGAACAUGUUUCCGGACUCAAAACUCAGAGCAUCCCCUCUGUAACCUGCUCUUCGUGUUAGGCUGUGAGACCCCGGGAGAAAACUGCUCUGACUUCUCACAGUUCCUCUGCCUGACCUGCUAUUCCUAGGAGUUUCCAUAGCUUGAGCCUACUAGGAAACAAGUAAAAUUAGAAACAGAUUAAAAUACUGCAUCGGCAACAAAUUAGAUGACAAUGGUGUGAUCACUCCCUUGGAAGACAUUUCUAGCUGGAUAUUCAGGGUCCAGGGCUAUGUGGAGAAAGACCCUAAGACCAAGGGUCCAGCCAACCCCAAGGGGGUGUUGGCCCUGGCAGGUGUCCCAGCGGCUUUCACCUUGGCAGGUGGGAGCAUGACCUGUCAUGUGCGGUUCCUGGCGGGCUAUACAUAGCCAAAGCUUCUUACAAGUGAAACCUCUUUCGCACCCUCCACGGGUCCCUCCCGCAGGUCAGAGAACUCGCUGUAAAUCCCUGAACAUUGUCUCACCCGAGAAGGGGACACAGCCAGCAGCCCUCCAGCCCUCCGGCGCUUUCCGUGGGAGUGCACCCCGUGCUCAGCCAUGGUGGACAUGGGGGCCCUGGACAACCUGAUCGCCAACACAGCCUACCUGCAGGCCCGGAAGCCGUCGGACUGUGACAGUAAGGAGCUGCAGCGGCGGCGGCGCAGCCUGGCCCUGCCCGGGCUGCAGGGCUGCGCGGAGCUCCGCCAGACGCUGUCCCCGAACUUCCACAGCCUGUGCGAGCAGCAGCCCAUCGGCCGCCGCUUCUUCCGAGACUUCCUAGCCACGGUGCCCACAUUCCACGAGGUGGCGACCUUCCUGGAGGACGUGCAGAACUGGGAGCUGGCCGAGGAGGGGCCCACCAAGGACAGCAAGCUGCAGGGGCUGGUGGCCACUUGUGCGAGUGCCCCUGCCCCGGGGAACCCACACCCCUUCCUCAGCCAGGCCGUGGCCACCAAGUGCCAAGCAGCCACCACCGAGGAAGAGCGAGUGGCUGCAGUGAUGCUGGCCAAGGCUGAGGCCAUGGCCUUCCUGCAAGAGCAGCCCUUUAAGGAUUUCCUGGUCAGCCCCUUCUAUGACAAGUUUCUGCAGUGGAAACUCUUUGAGAUGCAACCAGUGUCAGACAAGUACUUCACUGAGUUCAGAGUGCUGGGGAAAGGUGGUUUUGGGGAGGUAUGUGCCGUCCAGGUGAAAAACACUGGGAAGAUGUACGCCUGCAAGAAACUGGACAAGAAGCGGCUAAAGAAGAAAGGUGGCGAGAAGAUGGCUCUCUUGGAAAAGCAAAUCUUGGAGAAGGUCAGCAGCCCUUUCAUUGUCUCUCUGGCCUAUGCCUUUGAGAGCAAGACGCAUCUCUGCCUUGUCAUGAGCCUGAUGAACGGGGGAGACCUCAAGUUCCACAUCUACAACGUGGGCACGCGCGGCCUGGACAUGAGCCGGGUGAUCUUCUACUCAGCCCAGAUAGCCUGUGGGAUGCUGCACCUCCAUGAACUGGGCAUCGUCUACCGGGACAUGAAGCCUGAGAACGUGCUUCUGGACGACCUCGGCAACUGUAGGUUAUCUGACCUGGGGCUGGCCGUGGAGAUGAAGGGAGACAAGCCCAUCACCCAGAGGGCUGGAACCAAUGGUUACAUGGCUCCUGAGAUCCUAGUGGAAAAGGUAAGUUAUUCCUAUCCUGUGGACUGGUUUGCCAUGGGAUGCAGCAUUUAUGAAAUGGUUGCUGGACGAACACCAUUCAAAGAUUACAAGGAAAAGGUCAGUAAAGAGGAUGUAAAGCAAAGAACUCUACAAGACGAGGUCAAAUUCCAGCACGAUAACUUCACAGAGGAGGCAAAGGAUAUUUGCAGACUCUUCUUGGCUAAGAAACCAGAGCAACGUUUAGGAUGCAGAGAAAAGUCUGAUGAUCCCAGGAAACAUAAUUUCUUUAAAACGAUCAACUUUCCUCGCCUGGAAGCCGGCCUAGUCAAACCUCCAUUUGUGCCAGACCCUUCGGUGGUUUAUGCCAAAGACGUCGGUGAAAUUGAUGAUUUCUCUGAGGUUCGGGGGGUGGAAUUUGAUGACAAAGAUAAGCAGUUUUUCAAAAGCUUUGCAACAGGUGCUGUUCCUAUAGCGUGGCAGGAAGAAAUUAUAGAAACGGGACUGUUUGAGGAACUGAAUGACCCCAACAGACCUACGGGUUGUGGGGAGGGUAAUUCAUCCAAAUCUGGCGUGUGUUUGUUAUUGUAAAUUGCUCUUUACCAGACAGGCAGCAGGAGUCUCGGCUGAUAUAAUCCUCAAAUGUUCCCAACACAUGGUAAUCUGUGGAAUGAGGGCUAAUCAGUUAGGAGGGACAUUGCAACCACAGAACAGUCCAAAGGACAGGCAGGCUCACUACUAGACACAUUUCUUUUCUUUUUCUUUCUUUCUUUUUUUCAUAAAGAUGAGUAAAGUCUCAGUUUUGACUGAGGGCUGGGAAAAGAAACACUCAGGUUUAUUUUGAUAAACUAAAAGCAUCAGCCUUUUACCAACGUGUCCCUGUGUAUUACGCAAAGUCCUGGGAACAGAGAAUGGAACUUUGUGGUGUGCCCAGAAAAUGAGCAUUUGCAAUUCUUAGUAAAUAAUCAUUUUAGUCUUUCUUUGUUUAUGUUUUUUUCCCUUCAUCUUUCUUCUGCUUCUAUCCGUAUAACAAGGAUUUUGAAGCUGGAAAUAAAUGUCCCUGACAUUCUCCCCCUAAAAAGGAGUGGAUUACAAUAUUUUGGCAAUGUUUUAGAUCACAGAAUAAUUUUCAAUUUCACUGACAGAUUCUUUUACAAUUUUUUGGAAAUAACUUACUAUCAUAAUGUUGAAGCAUUUUAAAUGUAAACAUCCAUGAGGUCCAUGAAUUAAAGUAUUCUGUAAAUUUAGUUGAGUCCUUUAAGUAAUAUGCUACAAAUUGCUUAAAGUUGCACUACCAAAUGCUGUCAGUUCCCAAACCUGCUGAACUUUGGAAUCAUCUAGGGGUCUUUUAAAAACUGAAUGCCUGACUCCCACCCCUAGACAUCCUGAUCCCCACUCCCAGGUAUGGAAACAGCAUGACCAUUUCGAUGUUUCAGAAGCUCCCCAGGUGAUUCUAAUAUGCAGCAAAGUUUGGCAGGCGCUGCCAUGCACAUUUGAAUGUUAUUACAUUCAAUCUCAUUUUGGUUGCUCAAAACUUCAAUCAUACAUUUUGAUGGCAACUUUUCAAAUGUCCCCAAAGCAUGUCAUUUUACCAAUGGCAGUAUAAAUGAACAAGACAAUCUGUAUGCAUCUUACAGCUUCUCUCAUCCUUGCACACUUGAGUUUCUCCCACAUAUCUUGGGAGCUUGGUCUCUUGGCUAUUUCAAGGCCUGAAGGAGACCUGUGGGCUUAGAAAUUGAAUCGAACAAAUAGCAGCCCUCAUUUCAAGUGGCUGCUCAGCCAGCAUUGUAUGGUAGAAUUAGCACUUCUCAAAAGCACAGCCAAGGUGAGAAUUCUACAGCUGCAAAAAAUAUUUGGAUACAAAUAUAAAGCUGGGUGUUAUUUUUUUAAAAGGAUGUAUGUGUGCAUAAUAAAAUCUAAUUUGUCCCAGUGGUAAAAAA